Messenger RNA from Rhododendron vialii, 3282 nucleotides. RefSeq names its product RNA polymerase sigma factor sigB-like. Bases 261 to 1973 code for a protein of 570 amino acids. The transcript has 7 exons. Lineage: Eukaryota; Viridiplantae; Streptophyta; Magnoliopsida; Ericales; Ericaceae. Gene Ontology annotation, molecular function: DNA-binding transcription factor activity. Gene Ontology annotation, biological process: DNA-templated transcription initiation; regulation of DNA-templated transcription. The record is from RefSeq and is a predicted model, not a curated record.
UAGGCUGGGCUCGGGCGGUGUCAUGCAUCUCUCUCUCUCCUUCAAAUUUCUGGCACAGAUUACCUUUCACUUCCCUUCCUUAUCCGUUCAUCAUUUAUCUCUCUCCCGUUCUUUGUCGGGUGCGCUAUCAAAAUUCAAUUCACCAUCGCUGCAUCCACCCACACUUCUACAGAUAUUUUUCUCUAUGCGUACAUAUCAGUAUAACCCACCUGUACGUUUAUAAACUUUUUUGCUUUAUACAAUCGGCAACAAUAAGAAAAAUGUCCCAUCUUCCGCCGCAGUUCAAGUGCGUCCCUGACACUUUCUCCUUUCACUCCAAAUCCCACCUCCACUCCCCUACCCUACUCUCAACAAAGAGAUGGCAUAUAUAUUUUCGGAUGCCAUGCAUCUUAUCCCGAACGUCCCCACACACAUCAACCACCACAACAGUACUUGAUAUGGAGAAACUGCAAUUGACGUCUUUAGAAGCUCAUUCAAAUCUAGCUGAUGCGGAUAUACCUUGUACAUGUGUUGGGGCAAUUGGUUCAGCCACAGAGACAACCUUUGGAGCAGUUUUGGCUAAAGAAACUCUUCUUACUGGUGAAGAGGCUAUUACACAUGCCACGGCUGCUGAAGCAGUUUCUCUGGCAAAAGCAGCUGCUAAUGUUUCUGAGGAUUCAAGAAUGAUGUUUGGCCAUUAUAGCUCUUCAAAAUUGGAUGGCAGACCUGCAAUUAUUCCAUCUGAACCAGAUACAACACAGCUUGCAGAAAUCGGAGUAGUUGGUGUAGAAGUAGGUUCGACAUUAGCUAAAAAUGGAUUGGGUGAGAACUGCUAUCCUUCUAAAGAAGCUGAUGAUUUGGAGCAAAUACUCAAUGGUGUAGCUGUGAGAUCAAGGAGCCAAACAGAACAAAAAGGCAGAAGAGAAAAAGUAGCACAGAAAGCUGCAGCAAAGGAUACAUGUGUAAAAUCUGUUUUUACAACCCCAAAAGGACGUGCUACUUUGCUACAAGGAGACGACUACAACCCAUUGGGUGUCUUGGUUGGAGUUACCAGUAGAUCCAGGUUUCUCACGCGUGCUGAAGAACAUAACUUGUCAGAAGGAGUAAAGGACCUACUGAAAAUUGAAAAACUUAGGGAGGAACUUGAUGAUGGGGCCACAUUUGCAGAAUGGGCUGCUGCUGCAGGUAUUGAUGAGAAGACCCUGAGUUGUCGUUUGGCUCACGGUAUACGAUGCAAAGAAAAAAUUAUUAGAAGCUUUCUAGGGCUUGUUGGUUCGAUUGCCAAAACUUAUCAUCGACCUGGAAGGGAUCUCGGAGAGCUUGUUUGGGCUGGAUGUCAAGGCAUUAUAAGAACUACAAAAAGGUUUGAUCCUACGAAGGGGAGGUUCGCAACCUAUGCUACCUGGUGGAUUAAACUUGAAAUUCGGAAGUGUGUUCGUGACCAGUCGAGCUCUUCUCGGUUACCUGUCCACCUGGUUGAGUCACUUCGUAAAGUGAAGGCGGCCAGAAAUCGAUUUUACAGCAAAACUGGAAGGUCACCCAGCAAGGCACAAGUUGCCAAGGAAACAAGGCUCUCAAUGAAGAGCCUCCAAUUUCUACUACUCGUCCCUAGAGAAAGAAUCUCUAUGGACCAGAAGUGGCUGAACGACACAUACCAGGGUGGAUCCAGCCCGUUAUAUAGAGACUGGGACAGUGAGGAAGAGGAAGACCCGCUUGAUGAUUGUUCACCUGAAGAAGCAGUGAGGAGACGAGAAUUAAAGAGGGAGCUGGAGAAGGAGCUGGACACACUCACACCAAGGGAGAAGCAGGUCAUCAAAUGCAGAUUUGGGAUGGACAGUGGAAGAUCUAUGACAUUGCAAGCGAUUGGGGACAUAAUGGAUGUAAGCAGAGAGAGAGUAAGGCAAAUUGAGGAGUCUGCACUCAAAAAGUUGAAGGAAAAAAACCGUGGCAAUGAAGAUUUGGAGUUGUACUUGACGGAUCAGAAGUUGUACUGAUGGAUCUGGAUGAUCCUCUGUGAGGAUCAUGAGGCUUUUAAUGUGGUGUUGCCAACACAUCAAUAAAGAGAUCCAACGGCUCACAACAGCCCUUCUCUUUUUGUUUCAUUAAACGACGUGGUUUUGCACGAUAGCCUAAUGGAGAGAAAACUAUAUGGUCCGUUAGUCUCUUCUUCUCCGUUCCCGACGGUGACGAGGUCGAUCUAGCCGUUGUUCUCUUCUUCAAUCUUAAUGAUGGCCUCAAUUUUUCUAAUACCAGAAUGAAAUUCCUUCCUGGCUCCUAUCAAAAAGAAAGGACUGGAAAAAAAAAAACUCAUUACUCAUGCCCCAUCUUUGGUGUCAUACAAGCGGGACAAAAAUGGCAUGCAAAACCCAUUACAGUAUUGAUGGUGAAGCCAUCAGGAAGAAGACCUCGGUGUCCCAUGUCCUUCUCCAACUUCAGUGCUAUCCACUUCGGUUUUGGUACAAAACAGGAAAGGGUUAAAGAGAGAAAACCCUAACUUUAAUUUGGAAAAAAAGAGGGCUUUGGCUGGAUAAAAAUGGAGAGAAAGAAGAAGAAGAAAAAAUCGGUGGUGGGUUUUCUUUCUGUUCGAUUCUGGGCAGUAACGGAGAAGAAGAAACAGGAACGGCGAACAAGAAUGGGUUCUUUCUCCGUUACAGAAUUAUGUCAUCAGACGGUGUCGUUUGGCUAAACAAAAAAGAAGGCCUGUUGUGAGCCGUUGGCAACACCACACUAAAAGCCUCACACGAUCCUCACAGAGGAUCCAGAUCCGUGUAGUACUACACUGUGAUAAACCCCAGCCGAUCAAGAAAUCAGAUUUAUUAGUCAAUUUUGAAUGAACUGGAAUGAAGGGAAGGAAAGGGAACGCUCGAUCCCUUGGAAUGCUCGAUCCGACAGAAUGUACAUUAAAAAGCUUUGCUCGACUAGUAGCGAGAGAGAAGACGAUUGAGAAGAUGGUCGCUUGAAGCUGGGAUGCUUAGAAUAGAACUUCUAUUUGCAUGUGUUACAUGCAAAGCAUAUAGUUAGCGUCAACAAAAGGAGGGGCUUUGAUUCUUACCUAUGGAGGCAUCAUCAACUAAUUUAGGUGACUUUCCAUUUGGAAUGACUGUUCCAGUCCUCCUUCAAGAUAGUAGUGAUCGCAGCGAACCAAACGCUACCCUGGUGGCUGACUUAGGGCUUCAGAACAGGAAGGCGGCAUGCGCCGUUCCAUUUGUACUUUUUCUCGUUGCAGCAUUUUCUUAGAAUAGACGGAAUUGUUUGUGCAUAGAAGCAAGAAAUUUUGAAUCAAAACGUUUUACUAUUUUACCA